GAUAUCCUUUUCCUCUUGUUUUUUGCAUGGCAGUGUCACAUUCACACUUGAACAUUUCAAUUCAAUGGGAAAGAAUAAAAAAGUUGAACAAAACAAGUUAAUAGUUGUUGAAUUCAAGGUUUCAAUGCAUUGCAACGCCUGUGAAAGAACCGUUGUAAAAGCCAUCUCUAAGUGUAAAGGAGUGGAAAAGUUCAUUACUGACAUGAACCAACACACGGUGGUGGUAACGGGUCGAAUCGAUCCGAAAAAAGUAUUGAAGAAAUUAAAAAAGAACACAGGGAAAAAAGUGGAGAUUCUGUCCAACCAAGACGAGGAAUCAAACAGUGAAUCAGACAGAUUAGUUAUAAUACCACCAUUUCCUUUUGAAAAUGAUUGUUGCAUAGAAACAGAAGAUUUGAUGAUGUUCAGUGAUGAAAACCCAAAUGCAUGUUCAAUAAUGUAGAAGAUUCUACACUAUUUGUUGUUGAUAUGUAUUCAUUAUUACAUUUGAAAUGUAUUGAUUUGUUUAGUGAUUAAUGGAUUGGGACACUUGUGAUGCAUGUUAUGUCUUGUCCUCUUCAUAUGCUUAAUUUACGUAUUUAAACUUUCUACUAAUCUGAAAUGGCGCAAUAGAUUACUCACGGCACAAAGUGCGCCACUAAA
Messenger RNA from Lathyrus oleraceus (garden pea), 642 nucleotides. RefSeq names its product heavy metal-associated isoprenylated plant protein 19. The record is from RefSeq and is a predicted model, not a curated record. Gene Ontology annotation, molecular function: metal ion binding. NCBI's taxonomy places the organism in Eukaryota, Viridiplantae, Streptophyta, Magnoliopsida, Fabales, Fabaceae. The transcript is spliced from 2 exons. Bases 65 to 442 code for a protein of 125 amino acids.